This is a messenger RNA of Closterium sp. Yama58-4, 2349 nucleotides long. NCBI's taxonomy places the organism in Eukaryota, Viridiplantae, Streptophyta, Zygnematophyceae, Desmidiales, Closteriaceae. The record is from the annotation of a GenBank genome assembly.
AUGAGGCUCCUCGCCUUAGCGCUCGUCGCGCUGCUGUUUCCCCUCACGACUGUCGCCCAGGAUGACUCCGCGCUCUACUUGGUGCAGCUGCGCUCCGCGCCGUCCGUCUCUGAGUACACGGGCGGCAUCGCGGGGUAUCCCGCAACCGCCGCCGCCGCGCGCUUUUUCAAUGCCGCGGGGCGUCUCUUCCGCCGUCGUCCGCGGAUAAACUUCCGCGGGAGCGCCGUGCGCGCGUUCAAGGACUUUCUGAAGCGGCAGCAGGAGCAGGUGGUGCGGGACGUGAACCUGGCCGCCAACACGCUUCUCUACAGCUAUACGCACGUGUCGAACGGCUUCGCGGCGUCGCUGACGGCGCAGCAGGCGCACCAGCUGGUGCGCCACCCGGACGUGCUCAGCGUCACGCGCAGCCGCGUCGUGCGCCGCCUCACCACCUCCUCGCCCGCGUUCAUGCAGCUGCCGCCGUCGCUGUGGGCGGCGGCGGGCGGGCAGAGCAACGCGGGGGAGGGCGUGGUGGUGGGCAUCAUAGACACCGGCAUCUGGCCGGAACACAAGUCCUUCGCUAACGACUCGACGCACGUGUACGGCAAGGCGCCCGCGCAGUGGACGGGCUCGUGCAUGGUGACGAGCGACUUCCCCGCGACGGCGUGCAACGGCAAGAUCGUGGGCGCGCGCGCGUUCUACGCGGGGUUCAAGCGCGAGAACCACAACCGCCUCGACUCCUCCGCCAACUACGUGUCGCCGCGCGACGACGACGGCCACGGCACGUGGUGUGCGGGCGCGGCAGCGGGCAACGGCGGGCUAGUGCUGGGCAACAACCUGGGCACGGCGAGCGGCAUGGCGCCGCGAGCGCGCAUAGCAGCGUACAAGGUGUUUUGGAACGACGGGCAGUACGUGUGGGCGACGGACGCGGACAUAGCAGCGGCCAUCAACCAGGCCGUGGCGGACGGCGUGGACGUGCUCUCCCUGUCGCUGGGCGCGGAGGACCCCACUGCCACCUACUUCAACGACCUGCCCUACCUCAACGCACUUGCUGCGGGAGUGGUGGUGGCGUUUGCAGCGGGCAACGCGGGGGCGCCGUGGCAGUCGGGGGCCAAGUACCGCACAGUGGACAACUUUGCCCCGUGGUACAUCACCGUCGGCGCCAGCUCCAUCAGCAGAGGAUACCCCAUGUCAGCGAAAUCCGUGGCUGCGGCAUCACGCACCUCCCCUUCCACCACCACCUCACCCGCUGCCACGGAUUCAGCAGCCGCAGCAGCCAAGGAGAGCUCCUCCUCCUCUCAGCGCACCACAGCCACUGAAAAAACUCCACCUGCUGCUGCCAGUGCCAAUACCAGCAACAGCAGCAGCAGCAGCAGCAGCGGCAGCAGCAGCAGUAAUAGCAGCAGAAGCAACAGCAGCAGCAACACCAGCAAUAGCAGCAGCAGCAACCAGGCUAGUGGGGGAGUGGCGACGGUGAAAGAGAGCAUGGAGUUGGUGCGAGCCUUCAUGUCCGGUGUCACUUCGACGGCCACCCGCUCCACGCCCGAGGCGCCCCUCAUCGCGUCCUUCUCGUCGCGCGGCCCGCUCAUGCAAGCCACGGCCAACCCCGCGGCGCCCAAGCCCACGAACGACAUCCUGAAGCCCGACAUCAUCGCGCCGGGCGUGGAGCUGUGGAGCGCGGGGCCAGGGCAGUACCUGGGCGACCCCAACAGCUACUUCACCGCACUCUCCGGGACCUCCAUGGCCACGCCGCACGUGGCAGGCAUUGCAGCGCUGCUGGUGCAGCGCUACCCCAUGUGGACGCCGGCAAUGGUGAUGUCCGCCAUCAUGACCACCGCUGCUGUCAACAACAACAAGGGCUUUGGCAUCCGCGACUCGGCGAGUGAGUUUGCGACGCCGUGGGACAUGGGCGCGGGGCAUGUGAACCCCAUGGGGCUGCUGGACGUGGGGCUGGUGUACGACGCCGAUGUGGUGGACUAUAAGAACUUCCUGGCCGGGCAGAACCUCGCCAAGGCCAAGGCGGCGUUCAAGGGCCUGGCGGUGAAGGCAGUGAAGCCCUACAACCUCAACCGUGCCUCCAUCUCCGUCACGCGGCUUGUGGGGACGGUGGUGGUGUCACGCGAGGUGACGAGCGUGGGCAAUGCGACGAGCACGUACAAGGCGGUGGUGGAGGUGCCGGAUGGGGUGGCGCUCACGGUGAAGCCCGCGAGCUUUACCAUCGCGCCCAACGAGACGGUGCCCUUCAAUGUCACCAUCGUGGCCAACCGCACGGGCAGCACGGCCUUCUCGUACGGCAGCCUCACGUGGCGCGACCAGUGGGGGCACGCCGUGCGCUCCGUCAUUGUGGUGCAGCCGCUCAAGCUCAAGUGA